AUGGCCAAGUUGCAGAGGUCGCCGCCGCCGGCGCCGCCGGCGCUUCUCGCCUUGGCCGUCGUCGCCGCAGCCCUGCUCCUGUGCUCGUUCCCCGCCGCCGUCUCCGCUCGGAAGGUUGGCGAGACGUGCGCGCUGGGUCGGAACUGCGACGCCGGGCUGCACUGCGAGACGUGCGCGGCGGACGGCGGCGUGCGGCCGCGGUGCACCCGGGUGACCCCCGUGGACCCGCAGAGCAAGGCGGCGGACCUGCCCUUCAACCGCUACUCGUGGCUCACCACCCACAACUCCUUCGCCCGCCUCGGCGCCCGCUCCCAGACCGGCACCGCCAUCGCCACGGCGUGGAACCAGCAGGACACCGUCACCCAGCAGCUCAACAACGGCGUGAGAGGGCUGAUGCUGGACAUGUACGACUUCCGCAACGACAUAUGGCUCUGCCACUCCUACGGCGGCGCCUGCCAGAACUUCACCGCAUUCACGCCGGCGGUGAACGUGCUCCGCGAGAUCGAGGUGUUCCUGGCAAGGAACCCGUCGGAGGUGAUCACGAUCUUCAUCGAGGACUACGUGGAGUCGCCGAAGGGGCUCACCCGCGUCUUCAACGCCUCCGGCCUGACGCGGUACCUGUUCCCGGCGUGGCGCAUGCCCAAGAACGGCGGCGACUGGCCGCUGCUCAGCGACAUGGUCCGCGACAACCACCGCCUCCUCGCCUUCACCUCCAAGUCCGGCAAGGAGGCCGCCGAGGGGUUCCCCCACGAGUGGGGCUACGUCGUCGAGAACCAGUACGGGACGAAAGGGAUGGUGAACGGGGUUUGCCCGAACCGGGCCGAGUCCGCCGCCAUGAACGACCUCUCGAGGUCGCUGGUGCUGGUGAACUACUUCAGGGACCUCCCCAACUUCCCGGAGGCGUGCAAGGACAACUCCCAGCAGCUGCUGGGCAUGCUAGACACCUGCCACGCCGCCUCGGGGAACAGAUGGCCUAACUUCAUCGCCGUUGAUUUCUACAAGAGAAGCGACAAAGGCGGCGCGGCGGAAGCCACGGACAAGGCCAACGGCGGGCUGGUCUGUGGAUGCGGAAGCAUAGCUGCCUGCAAUAGCAAUGGUACAUGUUCGCCGCACAACCACGGGGCCACGCCUAAAGGCAUCUUCAACGCGACCUCAGACGCUGCUGUGCGGCGGCCACCAGCAACGUUGCAGUGGCAGCUGCUCAUGCUACCGUUCACUGUCAUUGCGCUAUUAUUAUGCUUGUAG
Molecule: messenger RNA, 1245 nt
Organism: Lolium rigidum
Lineage: Eukaryota; Viridiplantae; Streptophyta; Magnoliopsida; Poales; Poaceae
Product: PI-PLC X domain-containing protein At5g67130-like
Exons: 7
Coding region: 1-1245 (414 amino acids)
Biological process (GO): lipid metabolic process
Molecular function (GO): phosphoric diester hydrolase activity
Source: RefSeq, a predicted model, not a curated record